AUGGCUGAUCCAGGCCCUGAAGAAAGGAGUGAUUCAUCUGAUUCACGGAGGCCACCUGCUCCCAGGCCUAAUGAGGAUCUGUACUACAAUCCUGAAAGAUGUUUGGCAAAGGCGACAAAGUGCAAUGAGGAAUUAGCCAGACAGGCUGUUAAAGCCCAGGCACCUCCUCGGAGACCUAGAGGACGUCCCCGUGGGAGCACGGCCGCCAGGAGGGAAGAACAAGCUACGCAGCAGGAUCAGCCAAGGCCCCAGAGAAACACCCGGGCUGAGGCCACUGACAACCCAACUGCAGAGUUGUCAACAUGGAUGGAUAAUAUGCUAGCUCCUCCAGUAGCUUGGAACCCGAAUUCUGAAGCUGGAAGAAACAACCUGGAUCCUGUCCAGGCAAGCUCUGGGCCAUCUAGGCCCAAUUAUGGGAGACGGCCGCCGUCUCCCAUAAGACAUCCACCGUCACUAAUAAGGCAGCCCUCACCAAUCCGAGAGGUCCCACGACCUGCACCACAGAGACCGUCUCGAAGUGGCAGUCGGGAUGGAAGCCGACAGGCCAGACCUGAACAAGGAAACAAGAGGGAGGCUAUCCGAGAGCAUAGAACUCCUCAACCUUCAGGAAGAAAAAUUUCAAGAUAG
Molecule: messenger RNA, 627 nt
Organism: Humulus lupulus (European hop)
Lineage: Eukaryota; Viridiplantae; Streptophyta; Magnoliopsida; Rosales; Cannabaceae
Exons: 2
Coding region: 1-627 (208 amino acids)
Source: RefSeq, a predicted model, not a curated record